CUAAAAUACCUAUUACGUGAUGUGUUAGAUCCUGCUGCAGAGCAAAUUCAACAUACGAAGAAAAUUAAAUACGAAGAAAUAGAUGCCGAAAUGCCUGAAUAUGAAGAAAUGUCAGAAUACAAAGUCGACGAUGACUAUGAUAAGGAGAUUAAAUAUGAUAACACGAAUUUAACAAAUCUGAAUUUAGAUUUCAUACUAAAUUCGUCAAAGAUGAAUUUGAUUCGACCUGAAGAUUUAUAUGAAAUCAGUGAAUGCUCGCAAUUG
Molecule: messenger RNA, 264 nt
Organism: Funneliformis caledonium
Lineage: Eukaryota; Fungi; Glomeromycota; Glomeromycetes; Glomerales; Glomeraceae
Source: the annotation of a GenBank genome assembly